AUGAUGAGAUUGAGGUUAUUUAAUUUACAAAUGUAUAAUUUAAAUUUUAAUAUGGUAAUAUCUAGUAGCAAGAUUAGAACUAUUUAAUUUUUAAAGUUAAUAAUUUAAUUUUAUAUAAUUGUGAAACAAAUAUUAAUAAAUAGGGUUGUCAUUUUAGUUAUAAAGAAUGUGAUGGUCCACUUAACUCAAAUUGUUUGUCUUGUCAUGAAGAUUCAUAAAGGAUUUAUUUAUCUGAAUAUAAAGAUUGUAUUUGUCCUUCUUAUUCAAUUUGAUAAAGUUGAGAAAUGCUUUACAGAUAAAAAUUAAAAAUUUUCAAUAAUCGAAUAAAAUAAUGAUGAUAUCAAUAAAAAUUGUAAAUAAGGCUUUUAUGAACUUGAUGGAGAAUUUUAUAAAUGGUAGAUAUUAUAGUUAAUAAUAAUAGUCCUUCAAUAAUUAAUGAGAAUAGUAUAAGUUGUUAUGAAUGUUAUAAAAAUCCAUAAGAAUGGAGUUCUAAUCCAAAUUGUGAUAUGGAUCUUUAUUUAAAAGCAUCAGGGACUGUAGAAGAUACUAUGAUUAGAACUGAUAGCUUUCUUUAUAAAUUUGAUGGAAUAGAUUUAAAUUUUUUUUAUUAUUAUUGUUAGUAAAUAAAAGAAAUUUAAAAUGAGGAGGGUAAUUACAAUUUAUAUUAAUAUUUAUAUUUUGGAUUUAUAAACUUCUGUUAAAUUGAAGAGAUAAGAAUGAAUUCUAAAUAAUGUUAUGUUUGUAAAAUAGAUUUUUGUCAAGAUUGUUAUAUAACUUGA
Paramecium sonneborni is the source of this 779-nucleotide messenger RNA. The record is from the annotation of a GenBank genome assembly. Lineage: Eukaryota; Ciliophora; Oligohymenophorea; Peniculida; Parameciidae.